AAGACUAGCUGUUGCAUGCAUGGGUUUCGUUUCUAUCCCCCCUCCAAAAUUACGAGACAGAUCCCGUUGACGUCACGUCCUCUGUUACCUAUAGCUAUCUGUAUGUGUAUUCCCUCGCAACUUGAUAGGUUGAACAGGGAAUGCGGCUUGAGAAAUUCCGGUUGGAAGUUGGGCUGAACAGCACGGGUUCUCAUCAUCAGCGAAGCGACAAGCCUGCCGGCGUGGCAGUUUCGAAGGAGGCUGUGAAGCAACAGGAAUAUGGAUUCGAAUUCCUGGACAUCGGUUGUAGCCUGUAGCCCACUAUAGCAGCAAACCGACCAUCUCCAGUGCCAGAUAGUGAUGAAAAAACUCAUCUUAACUUUCCUUAAGAAGACCACCUUCUCUUGUGGUCGAAUUUUGCAAUCUUGCCUCCACUCUUUGCCCACCCUUCCAACCCAAUGCUCAGGGGAGAUAUGGAGUAUCACAGGUGACUGGAGCCCAACAGGGACAUUUUAGGAUUGUGAACUGGAGAUAUCGCAUUGAGGAAAGGAUGAUGUAUGGUCGCUACACACAGGAGCUGGGGGUGUAUGCUAAAGAAGAGGCAUCUCGCCUGAGGGAAGAGGGGGGGCGGAGACGCUCGGUCACAGAACGCUCACGCUCCCUGGAACUCCUUGAGUACGACAAGGGCCGCUGCGCCAAGUGUCGCAGGUCAGGGUAUCCCUACACUCAGGCUCCACCCCGGGACUUUCUGUCUGUCUGUACGUUGCGCUGUCAGAAGUUCCUCAUCUCUCGUGUUGGUGAAGACUGGAUCUUCCUCAUCCUCCUCGGUCUACUCAUGGCUCUGGUCAGCUGGGUAGUCGACUUCGCAAUCGCCAUCUGUCUACAAGCACAGAAGUGGAUGUACGGAGGCUUGGAGAGUAAUGUGUUUCUCCAAUACCUGGCCUGGGUCACCUACCCUGUGGUGCUCAUCACCUUCUCAGCUGGCUUCACACAGAUACUGGCCCCACAGGCCGUAGGUUCAGGUAUCCCAGAGAUGAAGACCAUUCUGAGGGGUGUAGUGCUGAAAGAAUACCUCACCUUUAAAACUUUUGUGGCCAAAGUGAUCGGCCUCACCUGUGCCCUGGGCAGUGGCAUGCCUCUGGGAAAGGAGGGUCCGUUUGUUCACAUUGCCAGUCUGUGUGCUGCACUCCUCAGCAAGUUCAUGUCUCUGUUUGGUGGAAUCUACGAGGAGCCAAGCCUCAUAGGAAACAAGAAUGAGUCGAGGAACAUUGAGAUGUUGGCAGCUGCUUGUGCUGUGGGGGUCGGCUGCUGUUUCGCUGCCCCUAUUGGAGGUGUGCUGUUCAGUAUUGAGGUAACAUCUACGUUCUUUGCGGUGAGGAAUUACUGGAGAGGGUUCUUCGCUGCUACCUUCAGUGCCUUCAUCUUCAGAGUCCUGGCUGUGUGGAAUAAAGACGAGGAAACCAUCACAGCUCUGUUUAAAACCCGUUUUCGUCUGGACUUCCCAUUUGACCUCCAGGAGCUCCCAGCCUUCGCUGUCAUUGGUAUUGCCAGUGGUUUUGGCGGGGCGUUGUUUGUCUACCUGAACAGACUGAUAGUCCAGUUCAUCAGGAAACAGAAGACCAUCAACAAGUUCCUCAUGAAGAAGCGUCUGCUGUACCCAGCCCUGGUCACUCUGCUGGUGUCUACACUAACCUUUCCCCCCGGCUUCGGACAGUUCAUGGCAGGCAAGCUGACCCAGAAGGAGUCCCUGGUGACGUUGCUAGACAACCGGACAUGGGCCAAGCAGGGCAUAGCCGAGGGGUUUGACUACAUCGGCAACUCCCAGGCCUGGAAUCACCCCCAGGUCAAUGUCUUUGUCACCCUCGUCCUCUUCAUCGUAAUGAAGUUCUGGAUGUCUGCUCUGGCCACCACCAUUCCUGUGCCAUGUGGAGCCUUCAUGCCCGUCUUCGUCAUUGGGGCAGCGUUUGGCCGUCUGGUCGGGGAGAGCAUGGCCGCCUGGUUCCCUGAUGGCAUCCACUCUGAUGGCACCAUCUACCCCAUAGUGCCAGGAGGGUACGCCGUUGUGGGUGCGGCAGCCCUGUCUGGAGCGGUGACCCACACGGUGUCGACAGCGGUCAUUGUGUUUGAGCUGACGGGUCAGAUCAGCCACAUCCUGCCGGUGAUGAUAGCGGUAAUACUGGCCAACGCCGUGGCCCAGUCCCUCCAGCCCUCGCUAUAUGACUCCAUCAUCAGGAUCAAGAAACUACCCUACCUCCCUGAGCUGGGCUGGGGACACCACGAGAAGUAUAAUAUUCGUGUGGAAGACAUCAUGAUCAGGGAUGUGACCUACAUCACCCUCAACUGCUGCUACAGAGACCUGCAUGAUGUACUGCUGGCUGGACACCUAAAGACCCUGGCCCUGCUCGAGUCCAGUGAGUCGAUGAUCCUGCUGGGUUCUAUUGAGCGUGCCCAGCUCCAGGCCCUCCUGUCCCUACAGCUGGGCCGGCCACGGAGGCUGGAGUACCUGAGAGACCGAGCUACUGCUGAGAAGAAGCGCCUGUCGAUGGUCUCCCAUCCGGGCAGCGAGGACGGCUCCCAGAGGGUUAACCAGGAGGUCCGGUUCCAGAUCUCAACAGAGGAGUCUACCUUCAGUCCCACCCCUACCCCCUCUAUGAAGCCCCUGAAGCCGGCCCUGAAGAGACCCUCUGUGGUGGACCGCCCCACUGGGAUACCCAUACCCACAAGUCCACAGGACCACUCUAGCAGCACCUUAAAGAAUCUCUUCUGUGUCAACCCUGAGACAGAAGGCCUGGAGAACAAGAAUGUCAACAUCAACAUAGAGGGCACUGCGACUCCUGAGUUUAGGAGGCCACCCAAACGUGUCAGGAUAUCCGUCGUGGAUGACUUCGAUGUGGAUGAUGACAUGACCAUCAGAGAGAUUGCAGAGUGGGAGGAGAACCAGCUUGACGAGCAGGUGAACUUUGACAACUGCAAGAUCGACCCCGCCCCCUUCCAACUGGUGGAGCGCACCUCACUACAUAAGACCCACACCAUCUUCUCUCUGCUUGGGUUGGACCAUGCCUAUGUCACCAGCAUCGGACGACUCAUUGGAGUGGUGUCCCUCAAAGAGCUGCGGAAGGCCAUCGAGGGUUCUGUGGCGGUGAAGGGGGUGAAGGUGCGCCCCCCUCUGUCCAGUUUCCGGGACAGCGGCACCAGCGGCACCAGCAGCAGCAAUAGUGAGAACGAAGCCACAGAGCUCCACAAGCUGUGGGACCGCCACAAGUCCAUGUCCCUCCCCCGGGAGCACCUGGCCUCCGACUCUGAUGAGAAGUCCCAGUGAGGGGGAUGGGGACAGGGGGAUGUUGACAGGGGGAUGAGGAUGGUGACAGGGGGAUGGGGACAGGUGGAUGGGAUGGUGACGGGUGUGUUGGAGGAUAGAGGAGUAUGAGGAGCAUAGAUCCCCCACCCCGCCUCAAAACCACAACCGAUGCUGCAACCUCAGGGCUUGGAUCAAUACUAAAUUCUGGAAAAUCUCUCCUCCUCCUCUCCUAACCUUCCUCUCCAUUCCUCUCUUCCUCUUCCUCUCUCUCCUUUACCCCUCCUCCCAGUGGGCUUUUGGGCCCUGCACUUACUCAACUCUUGAUGCUGAGGGAUGGACUCUGCUCCUGCCCCAACCAGAACAGAAGAGAUCUGGGUGUUAGGGAGGGGAGAGGAGUGUCACUGCUUAACAAAGGUGGUCAGAACAAAAUGUAUAGAAUGUGGUUUGACUAUAAAAGGGAUUGCAUUUUUAUUAUUUUUUAUAGCGACUUGGGUAUUGGUGAGGAAAUGUUCAAAGUUUGUUUUCAUUUUGUGGACCAGUAAACAUUUCUUUCUGACCAGUCUUCCAUAUACAGACGGUUCUACGGUGAUAAGAAGAUAGGCUUGUGUACCGGUAAGGAUGUGAGUGUGUGUAUUGAUGCAUGGACCUAUUGGUUUGUAUGUAUUUACACGAAGAAGGUAGCGAAACAAACCACCUGCUUUAAUUCCUUUGUGAUUUGAAUCUUCUUAUCAGACACAUUUCAGUCUUAUCAUUCCAGCUCUGUUCUACUUUGUUCCCAUCUGGUUGAGUGACCUGGAACUGGAAAUAAGUAUGGAGGUAGCCUAGCGGUUAGAGCGUUGUGCUAGUGACCGAAACGUCGCUGGUUCAAAUACCCGAGCCGACAGGGUGAAACAUCUGUCUGUGCCCUUGAGCAAGACACUUAACCCUACUUUUCUCCCAGGGUACUGUACUACUAUGGCUGACCCGGUAAAACAACACAUUUCACUCUACCUAUCCAGUGUAUGGGACGAUGCAACAGCUUUAUUUUUGUUUUAUUUUUUGUCCUUGCUUCUAUAGAAAGAACCACAUACUGUUCUGGUCAUUGGGAAACAUAUUCACCACUCGCUCUCUCUCUCGCUCUCUCUCUCUCUCGGUCUCUCUCUCUCUAUCCCUCUACUUUUUUCUGUGUUGCAUUUGUGAGUGAGUCUGGGUGAGAGAAUAGUCUACUCUAUGCAAACAGAUGUACAGUAUGUAUGUAGAAAUUCUGUAGAAUGGUGAAAGCAUGUGUAAACACAUUACCUUUCAGCAUGCUUUAACAUACGUGCUAACAUACGUACAGUAUGUAUGUAGGAAUUCUGUAGAAUGGUGAAAGCAUGUGUAAACACAUUACCUUUCAGCAUGCUUUAACAUACGUGUUAACUCCUUUAAGAAAACACGGCUUCAAACACACACAUACACACACACAGGUUUUAAUAAGAGCCAGUCUGCACACUCCAAGAGAAGAGGGUUUUCUCUAAAUAUAGCUCUUAAUAACCCUGACUGAGUGUGUUGGGCUAGGGAGGGAGGGAGGGAGGAAGAGAGGAAAAAGGAACGGGUGAAGAGAGAGUGAAUGGACGGCUGAAAGAUGACAGGAUGAAAGCUUUUCAGUUAUCUAAUCUCCUGCUUUAGGGUGUUUUUCUUCAAUCAAACCCAGGGUAGCUUUCUGGUUGGCCAACUUCACAUCCCCGCUGUAUAUGUCCAUUGUCCAGUAACACUAGGAUGAUCAGAGUAGGGUCAGACCCAGACCACAUAUAGCCAGUUUGAUUAAUGCUGUAAGGUAGCCAACUGACUGAAACUAGAUAUCUGAACUAACUGUCCAAUGACAAACACUAUAGCCCAUCCAUACUGACCAAUAAGAAACCAUCAGCAUUACCGAUCAGUGUUCUAUACAUAACCAAUGAUAAAGCACUCCAUUCCUGCUACAGUAUGACUUAUCAAUAGGCCUACUGAUGUAUAGAGCAGCCUAGAGAAGGUCUAGUUAGAGGGUUAGUCUGACCUCUGUGCUUUUUACUUAUUCAUGUAUUUUCCUCACGACAGUCUCUGGCUUAAUGUGCUGCAUGGUUUCCUUAGUCAUUUGAAUGUAUUUAACUUUUAAUUAUGUUUCGCUUGGUGAAAGACGCUCCAUACUGCACAAGCCCAGUGUGCAGCUUCCAAUCAGAUCUCACACACUCCCUCAAUGAAUUGUGGGUCAAAAUAUAUAUAUACAGUAUAUAUAUAUAUUUUGUUAGUUUGGCAACUAGUCGUUUUCUUUCCGUCUUUCUUGCUCUCUCGCUCUUUCUCUCUCUCUCUAUGAUUGAUUAUCAGGCAGGGUUCAUUUUGUGUCAUCUUUCUUCCUCUCUACUUUGUAAUGUUUGCACUGAAAGGCCUGAUGCCUCUGAAAAGGACUGAGCAGAGUCACUUCCUGUGUCAAACACUUCUUCCACCUGCAGUUGUUGUUAUUUUGAUUUUACUGCUGUUUUCUGCCAGCGACGUCAAGAUUUCUCCUCACAUAUGCAAGCUGAGUGCAUCUGACUGGUUAUACACAUUCAGGUGCCUUAUUCAGUGCCACAUUGAACAAAGUACACACACACACAUACACACAUACUGACAUUUCAACCACCUGGAUGUGUUAUUGCAUGAAAAGGUUUUAUUUUCAUAAAAGAAAAGACACACACUAACCUCUUCAGACUGACAUGUCCAUCCUCACAUGCCGAGAUAGGCACUCACACACCUUGAGUGACAGCAUGGCUUUGCAUGAAGGAGUGCAUGUGACUUUGAAGGCUGUGUUUUUAUAUUGUUAGAAUUAUGACCAGAAAAAGAUUGAAAAUAUGAUGAGAAAUAUGCUCUUGUGUAUAUCAUUUUAAUGGACAAUGUCAUGAUGAUGAUGAUGGCUAUUUGUUAAAUAUGUUGUUUUUAUCCUACUUUAUUUAGUCUUUCUCAUUGAAUUAAUUUUGAUCUAGGUUUGAUUGGCAUCAUGCAUUCAUACAAUGAGCGUUAUUCUUGACUUAUUUUGGGAAAGGGGACAGGGCUUUUUGGGGAUGCGUGAAUUUAAAACUUUGCUAUAGGUUUACAGAUGUAAUAUAUUUAACAUAUCAUGGCUGUAAUAUAUGAUCAUUGCUAUCUAUCAAGUUGCUUUUCCUGCAACUCCUUUUAGUUUUUGUUGCAUAUUGCUCUUCCAUGUCUGAUUGUUAUAAAAAGGUCCAAUGCUCAAUGUUUUUCCAGCCUUGCAGCAUGUCCCCAACAUUUCUACAUUGUUUAUAUAUGUAAUUUGUAUAAUGCAAGUAACACUAUAACGCUAGCAGAAUGAGACCCACUCCCUGAAGUAGCAGGCACAUUUAAGGAAUGUUUAAAGUACCCAUGGGUGUUCUAAUGCCCUGUGGUCCGUAUGACAUUAUCAUUUCACAAGUGCCUACAUCAUCUCAGGCCUCUGCAUGGUAACAGGGGUAGGAUAGCUUCUCUCUGUAAAUUAAUGUGAUACAUUUAAGGGAUAGUAAUGUCUACCCAUGUCUCUGCAUUUGAUAGUAGUCAUUCACACACACACACACACACACACACACACACACACACACACACACACACACACACACACACACACACACACACACACACACACACACUAAAGACAUACACACACAGAGGAGGAUAAUGUGUCAGUGCAGCGUGCAAUUAUCCCUAAUCACCACGGCAACUCGCCGUUGUCAUUCCCCAAGCUAGUUGAAGGGACCAGUGAAAAUACACACGUUUGAUUUGCUUUAGUUUUCAUUAUUUUGUGUUUCUCUGAAGUCACUCUCCUUAUUUUCCCUGUCCUUUCUUUAUGACAUCUCAUUUGCUACCAGAUAGAUAUAGUAGGGCAGGUACAUAUUUAUUAAUAGGUUUUAAUCAAAAUAGAAGAAGAACCUGUGAUUUGUUUUUUAUUAUUUCUAUUUGAAUUAUUAGGUAAUCAACUUGUGCAAUAACGAUUGUUCAUCUCACUUUCUAACCAGAUUUUAAUCUAUGACUUGACAUGAAUGCGAGAACCUUAUUUUUGUAAAGAAAAUGAAAAAUGUAAAACAAUAUGUAUGUAUAAGAGGGAAACUAAUGAACGCACAGGUGUGCGUGUGUAGACCUAAGGAAAGAAGGAUGGUGUGUGUGUGUGUGGGAUGACACGCACACACUGUCUGUUUGGUCCCAGGCCAUUUCUGGAUUCUGCUGCUUGUACUGUAGCUGUCUGACUCUGGACUGUAUGAUGUGUUAUAGGCCCAUUACGGAAACCCAUUGGGGUCAAACCAGACAGAGCUUAACAAGUCCAGUGCUAUUUUUCACAAGAACAAAUAAAACAAUGUUUUGUAUAUCAGGGAUGAAUAAAGAGAUUUUAACAAA
Molecule: messenger RNA, 7633 nt
Organism: Salvelinus fontinalis (brook trout)
Lineage: Eukaryota; Metazoa; Chordata; Actinopteri; Salmoniformes; Salmonidae
Product: chloride channel protein 2-like
Exons: 26
Coding region: 530-3298 (922 amino acids)
Biological process (GO): chloride transport; transmembrane transport
Cellular component (GO): membrane
Molecular function (GO): voltage-gated chloride channel activity
Source: RefSeq, a predicted model, not a curated record